This is a messenger RNA of Balaenoptera acutorostrata (minke whale), 2295 nucleotides long. RefSeq names its product V-set immunoregulatory receptor (gene VSIR). Gene Ontology annotation, cellular component: plasma membrane. Gene Ontology annotation, biological process: regulation of immune response; negative regulation of CD4-positive, alpha-beta T cell proliferation; positive regulation of regulatory T cell differentiation. The transcript is spliced from 7 exons. Lineage: Eukaryota; Metazoa; Chordata; Mammalia; Artiodactyla; Balaenopteridae. The coding region runs from base 126 to 1061 and encodes 311 amino acids. The record is from RefSeq and is a predicted model, not a curated record.
CUCGCGCGGAGGUUUCCCCGCCGGCCGCGUCCCGUCCGCUCCCUGCGAACCAGGAGUGCCCCCUGCGCGCCCCCGGGCUCCGCUCCGGCCCGGCUGCGCCAGACGCAGCUCUGCCCGACGGCGACAUGGGCGCCCCCCCAGUCCCGGAGGCUGGCAGCUGGCGCUGGGGGCCUGUGCUCCUCGCCUUCUUCCUGGCUGCCUCCCGAGGUCUGGUGGCAGCAUUCCAGGUCGCCACGCCGUAUUCCCUGUAUGUGUGUCCCGAGGGACAGAACGUCACUCUCACCUGCAGACUCUUGGGCCCCCUGGCCAAAGGGCACGACGUGACCUUCUACAAGACCUGGUACCGCAGCUCGCGGGGUGAGGUGCAGGCCUGCUCGGAGCGCCGGCCCAUCCGCAACCUCACGUUCCAGGACCUUCACCUGCACCACAGCGGCCACCAGGCCAACACCAGCCAGGAUCUGGCCCAGCGCCACGGGCUGGAGUCGGCCUCUGACCACCACGGCAACUUCACCAUCACCAUGCGCAACCUGACCCUGCUGGACGGCGGCCUCUACUGCUGCCUGGUGGUGGAGAUCAGGCACCACCACUCGGAGCAGCGGCUCUACGGAGCCAUGGAGCUGCAGGUGCAGAGAGGCGAAGAAGCACCAUCCAAGUGCAUUGUGCACCCACCCUCCUCCAAGGAGAGUGAAAGCAUCACGGCUGCUGCCCUGGCUACGAGCGCCUGCAUCGUGGGCAUCCUCUGCCUCCCCCUCAUCCUGCUCCUGGUCUACAAGCAAAGGCAGGUGGCCUCCAACCGCCGUGCCCAGGAGCUGGUGCGGAUGGACAGCAACAACACUCAAGGAAUUGAAAACCCCGGCUUUGAGAUUUCUCCACCUUCCCAUGGGAUGCCAGAGACCAAGCCCAGGCAACCCCUGACCUAUGUGGCCCGGAGGCAGCCUUCUGAGUCUGGGCGGCAUCUGCUCUCUGAGCCCAACACUCCUCUGUCUCCACCAGGCCCCGGGGAUGUCUUCUUCCCCUCCCUAGACCCUGUCCCUGACUCUCCAAACUCUGAGGCCAUCUAGACCAGCUGGGGGCCGUGGGCAGUUGUGGCUGGGCCUGGGGCAGGUGCAUUUGAGCUAGGGCUGGCCCUCUGAGUGGUCCCUUGGCCUUGGACCUGGUUUCUUCCCUCCUGAUCUAAGCUCAGACUCUUUGAAAUACUCCUGAAGGCCAGACCCUCAGCCUCUCUGGAUGCUACAUGGCAGAAGGGAGAAGGUGUUGGAUCGCUCAGCCCCUGUCUCGAGGAUGGUGGGGUGCUGGGAUCCCACCCCAGAGACCUGAAAUUCACCAGCUACUGAUGCCAAGUGACCUCCAUCUUAGAAGCCCCAGAACUGCCAGCUGUGUGGUAGCCUCUCUCCCUGGGACAUAAGCCUUGGGACCUGACAGCAGAGAUGGGCACCGGGCAGACUCCCCAGUGCCACCCUCCAGGCAUGAGACAUAGGACAAGAUGUGGAGAGACUCGUCCCCACUGUGGUGGACCCAGCUCCCCCAUCUCGCCUGAGACUGCUCAUCUGUCAAACCUCUUUGUAAUCAUGAGGCUCUGGGGCUGGGCCUGCCUGACCCUGGGCCGUGGGAGCCUUCCCCAGCUGCCUUCUACCAGCCAACUCUGAGGAGCCGUCAACAGGUUACACAAAUCUGGGGCUCCCACUGCCUGCACUCUGGUUCCCAGAAUUCAUUGGCCAGAAGCCCCAAAACGGGAAGUAUAUGCUGCGGCACAGUGGCCACUGUGAGCCAACUGGCAUCUUGGGCAAUGGGAACCAGGCCAGAGGUUGCACCACCCACCGCAGAUGGGAGUGGAGGGGAGAGCCAGGGGCCUGCUGGGAAGGCGAGCGGAGAGGGCUCCGCCGCCUGCUCCCUGCGGUCGAGAGAGAUGGUGACCACAUAGCGUACUGCUCAAACUGUGACACUCUUGGGGUGCUAUUCAAAACUACUUGGGCAACAGUGCAAAACCUGUGGGUGGAUUGUAAGAGCUGGGUUUAAAUCCCUACCCUGCUUCCGAGGUGCCUGAGGCCCAGGGAGCCCUCUUCCCCCACUCCCCAGUCUUUGGUCCUCUGUUCCAGUCAAUCUGUGCUGAGCCUUCACUGCAGCGUGAUCCUGUCGGGUGGGAGGGGCGGGCGUGUCCCUCGAAAGUCUUAUGCCCACUCUGCUCUGGACCCUCUGCUCCCAUCUCCCGCUUCAGGGCAUGACCCAAGUUUGUUUUUAUACACAUAUAUGAGGGGAAUCCUUUGUGGAAUUUCGAUUAAAGAGUUUUAAAGCAUG